This is a messenger RNA of Corylus avellana, 2924 nucleotides long. RefSeq names its product alpha-L-fucosidase 2. Gene Ontology annotation, molecular function: alpha-L-fucosidase activity. Lineage: Eukaryota; Viridiplantae; Streptophyta; Magnoliopsida; Fagales; Betulaceae. The record is from RefSeq and is a predicted model, not a curated record. Gene Ontology annotation, biological process: carbohydrate metabolic process.
AUCAGCGAAGUUUGUACAGAAAAUGCCGUGUAUCGUGGACCCGGUUACUUCACUGUCUUCACUCCAUGCCUGCCAUGUGAAAUUCAAAGCCAAUGCUUCUCUGCCUUCCCAACCACUCCUCACCUUUACUGUAUCACGCUCAUCGCACACACAAAGCAUCUUUAACUUCUUCUUCUUCUUCUUGUACUUUUUCUGGGUUCGGUUGUUUUGGUGAUGGAGGAUGGUGAGUGGAUUCUGGUGCGGCCACCGGCAGAGAAGGAGCUAUGGAGUCCGAGUUUAGAGGAUGCAGAGAGUUCUAAGCCUUUGAAGCUUACGUUUUCUGGGCCGGCCAAGCACUGGACCGAUGCGAUUCCUAUUGGGAAUGGGCGCCUUGGAGCUAUGGUUUGGGGGGGUGUGGCAACAGAAACUCUCCAGCUUAAUGAGGACACACUCUGGACUGGGAUCCCAGGGAACUAUACCAACCCAAAUGCUCCAGAGGCACUAACACAGGUCAGAAAACUUGUUGAUAAUGGUGAGUAUGCUGAAGCCACUGCAGCAGCGGACAAGUUGUCAGGAGAACCUUCAGAUGUUUACCAACUUCUUGGGGACAUCAAACUUGAAUUUGAUGAUUCGCAUCUUACAUAUGCUGAAGAAACUUACUACAGAGAGCUGGACUUGGAUACUGCAACAGUAAGAGUAAAAUAUUCUGUGGGUGAUGUAGAAUUUACGAGGGAACAUUUUGCUUCCAAUCCAGAUCAAGUGAUUGUGACAAAGAUUUCUUCAAGCAAAUCAGGGUCCCUGUCAUUUACAGUGUCUUUAGACAGCAAGUUACAUCAUAGUUCACAAGUAAAUGGAAAAAAUCAGAUAAGAAUGGAAGGAAGUUGUCCUGGAAAAAGGAUCCCACCUAAAGUGAAUGAAAAUGACAAUCCUAAAGGAAUUCAGUUUUCCGCAAUUCUUGAUUUACGGAUUAGCGAUGGCAAGGGGGUGAUACAGGUUUUGGAUGACAAGAAGUUGAGGGUGGAAGGUUCUGAUUGGGCUGUGUUGCUUCUUGUGGCUUCAUCUUCAUUUGCUGGGCCAUUUACUAAGCCUUCAGAUUCUAAGAAGGAUCCUACUUCAGAGUCAAUCAAGGCCUUGGAGUCGAUAAAAAAUUUGUCAUACACUGACCUUUAUGCGCAUCAUUUGGAUGACUAUCAGAAUCUCUUCCAUCGUGUCUCAUUGCAGCUUUCAAAAAGCACCAAGAGCCUUUUAGGAAAUAACUUUUUGAAGACGAAGAAAGUAAUGUCUUCUGUAACUAAUUCAAAUUUCAAGGAAAGUGAAGAUGGUUCCAUUUCAACUGCAGAGAGGGUAAAAUCUUUUCAAACUGAUGAAGAUCCUUCCUUGGUGGAGCUUUUAUUCCAGUAUGGUCGAUAUCUACUUAUUUCUUGUACACGACCUGGAACCCAGGUGGCAAACCUGCAGGGUAUAUGGAACAAGGAUAUUGAACCUGCAUGGGAUGGCGCUCAACACCCGAACAUUAAUCUUCAAAUGAACUAUUGGCCUUCCCUUCCUUGCAACCUUAGUGAGUGCCAGGAACCCUUGUUUGAUUACAUUUCCUCUUUGUCAGUCAAUGGGAGCAAAACUGCAAAAGUGAAUUAUGAAGCAAGUGGUUGGGUUCUCCAUCAAGUCUCUGACAUAUGGGCAAAAACAUCACCAGAUCGAGGACUGGCUGUGUGGGCUUUAUGGCCAAUGGGAGGAGCAUGGCUUUGUACCCAUCUGUGGGAACAUUAUACUUAUAAAAUGGACAAAGAUUUUCUAAAAAAUAAGGCAUAUCCUUUGUUGGAAGGAUGUGCAUCAUUUUUGUUGGAUUGGUUGAUUGAAGGCCAUGGAGGAUAUUUAGAAACCAACCCAUCAACCUCUCCGGAGCACAUGUUUAUUGCUCCAGAUGGUAAGCCUGCCAGUGUGAGCUACUCAUCAACCAUGGACAUCGCAAUCAUAAAAGAAGUUUUCUCCGCAAUUGUUUCUGCAGCUGAGGUUUUGGGAAAAACUGGGGAUCCUCUUGUUAAAAAAGUCCUUGAGGCUCAACCUAGGCUACCACCUACAAAAAUUGCUAGAGAUGGUUCCAUUAUGGAAUGGGCACAAGAUUUUCAGGACCCGGAUGUGCAUCAUCGACAUCUAUCACACCUUUUUGGCCUCUUUCCAGGGCAUACAAUCAGUGUUGAGAAAACGCCAGACUUAUGUAAAGCUGCUGAUUAUACCCUCUAUAAAAGAGGAGAGGAUGGUCCGGGAUGGUCAACUACAUGGAAAAUUGCAUUGUGGGCUCGUCUUCACAACAGUGAGCACGCAUACCGGAUGGUCAAGCAUUUGAUUAACUUGGUAGAUCCAGACCAUGAAAGUGACUUUGAAGGAGGAGUAUAUAGUAACUUGUUCACAGCACACCCCCCUUUCCAGAUUGAUGCUAACUUUGGUUUUUCAGCAGCAGUUGCAGAAAUGCUUGUCCAGAGCACGGUAAAGGAUCUAUACCUACUUCCUGCUCUUCCCCGGGAUAAAUGGGCGAGCGGUUGUGUGAAAGGAUUGAAGGCACGCGGUGGGAUGACGGUAAACAUCUGCUGGAAGGAAGGAGACCUUCAUGAAGUCGGCCUUUGGUCCAAGGACCAGAAUUCUCUUACAAGAUUACAUUAUCAAGGAACUACGGUUGUGGCAAGUAUAUCAUCCGGCCAGGUUUACACGUUCAAUCGGCAGUUAAAAUGCGUGAAGACGUUCUCUCUCUGAGAAGCAAGAGAGGCUUUUUCUUGAUUGCUAAGAUCAUAUUGAUCUUAUGAAUUCCUUUGUCUGUCUUUCUUAACCAAGUUUUUGGUCUGGAUUUAAUUUGAUUGGUCAAGCAAGAGAAUCUUCCAUGGUAUCAUUUAUUUAUUGUUAAUAACAAUUUCAUGCAAACAUUUUCUAUGUUUCAUUCUUCAAUUAUUACU